UGUAUAAUGAACUGCGUGAAGCAAGGAGUUAUACGAAGUUGCAGACCAUAAAUAAAAAAUAUGACAAACGCUUUUUCUCGUAUCGAUUGAUGUCUUCAUUAUGGCUUCAUUGCUAAGCGAUUUAGCUUAAAUAUCAUUCAAAAUGCAUGAAAAAUUUUAGUGCAAAAAUGUAAACUUGCGAUCGUAAAGCACACCCAUUACAACCCAUACGAACAUAGAAUUGCACGUGGAAAUUAGAAAAUCUUACAAUGCAUUAUUAAGAUGCAAAAUUGGACAUUACAAAAUAUGAGUGACCGAUAGACCAGGAACGACGCAUACUAAGAAUGGUUCAAAAUUCCUGAGACAUCCUCGUGCAGCUCUCGCUACCUUUUUUCCACGUUUUGAAAAUUAAAUCAUCGAGAUGAAUCACUACGUUUCAACCUAUAGACGCGACUACGCUUCGCCUCAAGUAUCAUGUCAACUUCCACCACCGCAAAUCGCGAAGAGCAUCACUUGUACUUGCACGCAAUCGCGGAAAGCACUUGAACAACUUUUACUGAUGUACGCGGAACCUGACGAUCGGAGUUGUACCAGUCGUGUGGAACGAUCACUGAAACUUUGUUUCACCAAAGAUAAGCUCAAGAAACCGCCCUCAGUGAAAUAUCCUGAUCCGUGUGGAGAAUUUCGCGAUGAAAGAUCGGCGCGAGUGAAUGCUAAUCGUUUCAAGACUACGUAUCAAGUGGAUUACAGUGAUCCUGCAGCCGCACGUAUGGCGCGACGUGACAAACCGUCGACAAUCGUCGAGAAGGACAGUCAGCAACUGCAGUGUUGCUUGCCAAUUAAAAUUACUAUAGAACCUGACUUUCGACCACUUUAUCAUUCCCAACCCCCGAGUACCGACAAAAGCCCGAGAGCCAAAAUACGCCAUGUUUCACGAGAAAAGACAGCGAAGUGUGGGAAGAAGCGCGAGGAUGACGCAGGACAUUUUGCAGCUUGGAAAUCGGAGUAUCAAGAUAGCAUUGGCAAAAUCGGUCACAUUAUUAUCAAAGCUAAAUUUCAUCAGCCCAAGAAAAACGUUGCACCGGUGUACAUUACUUCCAGUUGAAUCUGUUGGAAAAUCUGCAAUCAAUUAGAUACUCAAUAACUUUAUUUGAACUGCAAAAUCGGAUAUUUGAAUAAAAUAACGUAAAAGAGGAAAAAAUGUGUAUUAACGGUUAUAUAUAUCUUAAAAAGUUGCACUCAAAAUUAGGCGAGUGCGUAUCUACGUUAG
This is a messenger RNA of Odontomachus brunneus, 1249 nucleotides long. RefSeq lists its product as uncharacterized. The transcript has 4 exons. Lineage: Eukaryota; Metazoa; Arthropoda; Insecta; Hymenoptera; Formicidae. The record is from RefSeq and is a predicted model, not a curated record. The coding region runs from base 401 to 1084 and encodes 227 amino acids.